Molecule: messenger RNA, 2514 nt
Organism: Ornithodoros turicata
Lineage: Eukaryota; Metazoa; Arthropoda; Arachnida; Ixodida; Argasidae
Gene: snu
Product: ABC transporter G family member 20-like
Exons: 12
Coding region: 231-2411 (726 amino acids)
Cellular component (GO): membrane
Molecular function (GO): ATP hydrolysis activity; ABC-type transporter activity; ATP binding
Source: RefSeq, a predicted model, not a curated record
ACCAUCUGUUGCCCUACUGUCGAACAGGAAUGUGGAACUUCCGCAAAGUACCGCCGACGGGCAGAAAUAUUGCAGAAGUAAAAAGAUAGGUAGCAGUGGCAGAAAAGCGGGAAUCCUUCUUGAGGCUUCUGGGUCAUUAGUUCAUUGCCAGUGCAGCGUCAAGCGCGUCUGCUCAACUUUUGUCAUCGCAAAAGCUUUGUCGUCUGCUCGAAUGCUCCAUUGAUGUGGGAAUGUACCGUGGAGGACGUUUGCACCGUGGAUACUAUUCGGAUAACAUCGUACAGUUUCCACGACUCAAUGGCAAAGUGGAAGGUGAGACACCGACAGACAACGGGAUUAAACCAAGACUGGCUGUGGACAUUCGAGGUCUUCGAAUAUCCUAUGGCCGAGGCAAUAACGCUGUCGAGACACUUCGAGGAAUUGACCUCACUCUCCCAGAGGGAAAGAUUUAUGGGUUGCUGGGACCGAGUGGAUGCGGAAAAACCACCUUACUUCGUUGCGUCGUUGGUCGAUUGAAGCCACGCCAUGGAAAAGUGCUGGUGUUUGGACAAAAACCCGGUUCCUCUGACAGCUCUUACAUCCCUGGACCAGCUGUUGGUUACAUGCCACAGGAGCUGACACUUUAUCCGGAAUUCUCCAUUGUGGAGACGCUCACGUAUUUUGGCCGAUUGUUCCGCCUUGAGAAUCACCUGAUAAGAGAGCGGACUGCCUUCCUCGUCAAGUUCCUUGGUCUUCCCGAAAAGAGUCGAUUAGUGAAGAACCUGAGUGGUGGUCAGAAGAGGCGUGUCUCUCUAGCAGCCGCCCUUGUCCAUCGACCUCCUUUACUUAUCCUGGAUGAGCCUACCGUUGGGGUAGAUCCAUUGCUCAGGCAAAGUAUAUGGCAUUACCUGGUCACCCUAACCCACCGAGAAGGGAUCACCGUUAUUGUCACCACUCAUUACAUCGAGGAAGCACGACUGGCGAACAUUGUAGGUCUAAUGCGCCAAGGUCGCAUGUUGGCUCAAGCGGUUCCCGAUACCUUGAUGGAGCAGUACGGCAUGUCCACUUUGGAAGACGUCUUCCUCAAGCUCUGCAUGGCUGACGCGAAUAAUGUGCUUUCCGCUAGUCAGCUCAUGCUGUCCCAAUCUAAUCUGACAAGCAGCAAAGGCAACUACACGACUCCAUUGGUCCCAACAAUAGCUGCUCCCAACAACAACAACAACAACGAGUGGAACCUCGAGAAGGUGGUGCCAAAGAAACAGCCCUUCGUCGAUUCUUGCUACAGGACAUGGGCACUAGUUCGCAAGUCACUCACCAGGCUGCAUAGAAACUUACCCGUGUUGCUGUUCACAUUUCUGGUGCCAUCUAUUCAAGUGAUUCUCUUCUGUCUGUGCAUCGGCUCUGAUCCUUUCGAUCUGCAAAUCGGUGUCGUCAAUCAGGAUUAUCAUCCUCUACUGAGCACACCAUUUCUGCAACAACUCGAUAAUGUUACUCUCAACCAGGUCCGGUACAAAGAUUUGGAGAGUGCCAUAGGAUCGGUGAAGAAGGGUGAAACCUGGGGUGUCAUCUCUAUAGGGAGUAACUUCUCCACGGCGCUUCAAUACAGGUUCCUCCUAGGGGUUGAUGCUGAUAAUAAAACCAUCCAAGAGAGCAGCAUCAAUGUAUACCUCGACAUGACUAAUCAACAGAUAGGAUAUACAGUUCAAAAGGCCAUCUUCGAAGCAUUCGCCUCUUUCACGGAAACCAUUCUGAAGCGCAUGAACAAGAAUCCAGCUCUGGCUCAACUGCCCGUCGUGGUGAAGCCUCCCAUCUAUGGUGUGGGGAAACCGAGUUUUACGGAGUUUAUGGCACCUGGGAUCAUCAUUAGCAUCACAUAUAUCAUGGCCGUUGGACUGACAGCCAUAUCCAUCGUAUCCGAACAAAAGGAAGGCCUUCUGGAAAGAAGUUGGGUAGCAGGUGUUCGUCCAUUGGAGGUGAUCCUUUCUCACGUCAUCUGUCAGUACCUGGUUAUGUUCGUGCAAGUGUCUGGCCUCCUCAUCUUCACCUUCCUGGUCUUUGAAAUACCCUCUCGUGGCCCUUUCGUCUGGGUUGUCUUACUCACUCUCCUUCAGGGUUGUUGUGGUAUGACCUACGGACUACUCAUCUCUUCCAUGUGCGUGGAAGAGAACUCUGCCAUCAUGUUGGCAUUAGCCUCUUUCUAUCCGAACCUACUUCUCAGCGGUGUCGUGUGGCCGACGCAAGCCAUGCCGUACUACAUGAGAUACAUCAGCUACGGGUUGCCUCAAACCAUUCCUACUGAGUCAUUGCGAUGUAUUCUAUCUCGAGGCUGGGGCAUCGAACACACCGUCGUCUGGCUCGGUUUUGUCGUCUCAGCUGCCUGGUGCAUCGUCUUCCUCAUCUGCUCAGCCAUCGCUUUCAGAUUACGAAAAUAGAAACAACUCGAAAACAAGACGGACUUGCUGUACAUAGCUCCGACGAAGAGGUGUCUUGUUCUCUAACAAAGUGAUCGUCAAAUAAGAAUCCCCUCGAGUUUCA